Molecule: messenger RNA, 2720 nt
Organism: Babjeviella inositovora NRRL Y-12698
Lineage: Eukaryota; Fungi; Ascomycota; Pichiomycetes; Serinales
Exons: 1
Coding region: 38-2449 (803 amino acids)
Biological process (GO): nucleotide-excision repair; mismatch repair
Cellular component (GO): nucleus; XPC complex; cytoplasm
Molecular function (GO): damaged DNA binding; single-stranded DNA binding
Source: RefSeq, a predicted model, not a curated record
AACUACUAUUCGAUGUCUAAAGGUGAGUCUUCAUGCCAUGUCUCUGGAUAGAAUAUCGAGGAAUAAGCAGGCAAUUGAUAUAUUGGUGAAUGCUGCUCUUGAUAGCUCCGAUGGAGAGGACUUAUCCCUGUCUGAUGGCACCGAUCCGGUAGUGGGUUCGAGAUCUAUCAUUGGUCUCCUAGACGUCCAACAUUCAGAAUCGGAAGAUGAAUUCCUGGAGUGGGAGGAUGUGGUUGAUGUCACUCCUUCUACACAUGCACAUAGUACUGUUCACCUCUCAAUCAAUAAGCACGCUCUCGAACCCAUAGAGGAACCCAUGGAGAAGUUACGGACUAGCAAGAGACUAAAAUCUGUGGACUCCCAUGAAUUGAAAGCCCAUAGAUUCAGAACUCAUAACUUGCAGAUGCUAUCUUAUUUGGCCCUCGGAAAGUUAAGAAAUAAGUGGAUUAAUGAUAGCAAGACUCAAAAGAGACUAAAGAGACAUCUACCAGAGAAGAUCGCGAAGCAAGCUAAGCAUAUAGUGAAGUUGGCUAAAAUGUCGACCUCUAAUCCCCCAAUUGCCGAAAAAACAAACAAUAUUUGCCCCAUCUCGGAGAGAGAGUUGGUUUAUGUUCUUAAAUACUUGAUAAAAUGGUUCAGGAAGAAUUUCUCACUCUCUUGCAACUCGAUAAGAAAUCUAGGGUAUCUUAUGUCUCCCAAAGUUUUUAAACAGAAGAAACUCCUCCAGAAUGUUGAAAAUUACUACAGGAGUGGGCCACCGGACAUGUGUGAUAUUGCGGGUUUCAGACGGAUUGCCUCAAAGAUGAGCGGGGGUAAUAGGGAUAUCGGUUCCCAGUUAUUCACUGCAUUACUUCGCUCACUCGGGUUUUAUGCUAGGCUAGUUUUCUCGAUCCCAUUGUUGUCUGUGACAAAAGACGCAAACCAUUUAUUGCCCCUUGAUCCUACAUCCUCAAAUAAUUUUGAUUAUGACUUGUUGUUUCCUACAUUUUGGACUGAACUAAUUAGCCCGAUCGAUGAUUCCGAGGUGUACAUUAUCGAUUCGUUGGUUUUUCAUAACGAGUGGAAAGGACUAUUGAAGCUUAAGCGAUACCAAAAGGGGGAGUAUGGUACUCGUAAUCUGUUAGUUGCAAAGGGUUUCACGAAAGAGUAUUACCCCCGGGGUCCAUUGAACCAGAUGACGAUGCAGUAUGUGGUGGCAUACGAGGGGGGUGGUUCGAUUAUUGAUGUCAGUGGACGCUACAUGCCCAAUAUCAGUUAUCGAAACUUUGAUGUGUUAGGAUUUCGACCGGAUGCCGUUCGAAGCUUUUUGAUGUUUAAAGGUUUCCUUUCUGUGUUUAACAAAAGGAAACCCCAACCAGUUGAGAACCACACAAUUGAAAUGGAAGUUGCAUUUCUAAAACAAGUCAGCCUUGCAAAUUUUGAUAUUCCAAGUUCUGUGGCAGGGUUCCGCAAGAAUCCCAAUGUGAUCAUUUCAUCUUUGCUUUACAAAAACCAGAUAGUUGAUCCACUUGCAGUCCCCGUUGGCCAGUUCAAAAGAAACGCCAAGGAAGGGCAACCAGGCGCGACGAUUGUUGAGGCAGUGUACCUAAGAUCUUCAAUUCUCAACUGUAAAUCACUUCAGCAUUGGAAAAUUCUUGGUAGAGAUGUCAAACUUGAUGAAUUGAAUCUGCCAUCCGUAGUUACCAAGUGGAACCCUCAAACACUCCCAAACAGACGACAAUUGGAAUACAAUAAGAAAAAUGACUUGACGAUGACCCAAAAUUUGUAUGCCUUUUACCAGACUCAAUUUUGCCCUCCAAUUCAUAUCACCGAUACCCAGAUACCCAAAAAUGAUUACGGUAAUAUCGAGAUAUUUAAAUCGUGGAUGAUACCCGAGGAAUGCAUAAUAUUGAAGUUCCAGGGUCUCUCCGGAAUUUUAUCGACAUAUAACAAAAAAGUUGAAGCUGAGGAUCGGGUUGAUUUUGCACCCGUGGUUUCUGGGUUCAACUUCUCGUACAACAAAGCGACGCCUGUAUUGGAUGGUGUAUUGGUGCACGCAAGAGAUUCCAAUACUGUUAAACGUAUCUGGUUCAACAAGAUAUCCAACUUGAGGAGAUUAAAGAAACAGAAACAAGAGGCUGAAAUUUUGAACAAUUGGAGAAUGGUGUUAGCCAAAUUGAGAAUAAGGGAUAGGAUCCAACGUACUUAUGGUUUGUGCGAUGAAGAAGGUACCGGUGAGGUAGGAUCACAUGAUAACGUGCCAGACUCUGACCACUCUGGUUUCUUUCAAUACCACGAGCUGGACAGUUAUGAGGCUGUCGGCUGCGUGUAUCAUUCGGGCCAUGGUGUGCUCACUAGGAUGGGUGAGGAUAUUGGUGAUGGGGAGUGCUGGGGAUUUCCUACAGACCUGGACAAUGCUUCGUGUUUAAGUGAUGUUGGCAUUGAGGAAUUUUCGGGUGGGUUUAAAUGAACAAGAGCUCCAAAAAACUGGAAGGAUUCAAACCAGAUUCAAAACCAAAAGCUUUAACAUGGAUCUGGGAUUACUGAAUGACUGUCUAGUUUUGAGGCUUCAAAAAUUUCAUGAUACUAAGCGUUAAAAUGAAACCCUUUAUAACUACAGCUUAUGGUGAUGCAUAACUGUAUUCGUUUGUAAGCCUCUUCCUGCCUUCACGCUUGUAUACAAAUCAGUAUGAAAAUACGGUCUAGCAUAAAGUAAACACGACAAAAGUAAAUAUGAACGU